CAGCUUUCAGUAACGAAGUUUUAUGAACGCACCGUUCCCGUCUGCUAUUCCUCUACCUUUCAGCUUCCACGUUAAAAAUGUCUACGGCUGAAGAAUUUCCGACUGUGACUACUGGACAGCCUCAUUUGGCGAAACAGGAUCUAUCGAAAUUAGAUGUUUCCAAAUUAAAUGCACUCUCCCCAGAAGUCAUUAGUAGGCAGGCCACCAUUAAUAUUGGCACAAUUGGACAUGUAGCCCAUGGCAAGUCAACAGUAGUAAAGGCCUUGUCUGGUGUGCAAACUGUGCGCUUCAAGAAUGAACUGGAACGCAACAUCACCAUCAAAUUAGGUUAUGCCAAUGCCAAAAUCUUCAAAUGUGACAAUGAAAAAUGCCCAAGGCCUAUUUGUUACAUGUCUGGAAGUUCAUCAAAGGAUGACUCUUUCAUGGGGCCGCUAGGGAAAUUCAAGUUAGUAAGACAUGUAUCUUUUGUUGAUUGUCCUGGUCACGACAUUCUCAUGGCCACCAUGUUGAACGGUGCAGCCGUCAUGGACGCUGCUCUUCUUCUAAUUGCUGGAAACGAAUCAUGCCCUCAACCUCAGACUUCAGAACACUUGGCUGCCAUUGAAAUCAUGAAGCUCAAACACAUCUUGAUCCUUCAAAACAAAAUUGAUUUGGUGAAGGAAAGCCAAGCUAAGGAUCAGUAUGAACAAAUUUUGAAGUUCGUUCAAGGCACCGUUGCCGAAGGCGCUCCCGUUAUCCCAAUCUCAGCUCAGCUGAAAUAUAACAUAGAGGUUAUUGCCGAGUACGUGGUAAACAAGAUUCCCAUUCCGCUGCGCGAUUUUUCUGCAGAACCCCGACUGAUCAUUAUUCGUUCGUUCGACGUGAAUAAACCCGGUUGCGAAGUAGACGACUUAAAGGGUGGUGUAGCUGGAGGCAGUAUUUUGAAGGGAGUACUGAAGGUGGGACAAGAGAUUGAAGUACGGCCUGGCUUGGUAUCUAAAGAUUCCGAAGGAAAAUUGACGUGCAAUCCCAUCUUUUCCCGAAUUGUUUCAUUAUACGCCGAGCAAAAUGAAUUGAUGUACGCCGUUCCCGGAGGAUUAAUUGGUGUUGGCACUAUGAUCGACCCAACGUUGAGUCGAGCCGAUCGAAUGGUCGGACAAGUUCUUGGGUCGAUUAAUGCCCUGCCAGAAAUCUUUACUGAGCUUGAAAUUUCGUACUUUUUACUGCGCCGCUUGCUUGGUGUCAGAACCGAAGGAGAUAAGAAAGGCGCCAAAGUGCAGAAACUGUCUAAAAACGAAGUAUUGAUGGUUAACAUCGGCUCGCUUUCUACCGGUGGUCGCGUCUUGGCUGUUAAGGCCGAUUUGGCAAAAAUUAGCUUGACAAAUCCUGUGUGUACUGAAGUUGGAGAGAAAAUUGCACUCAGUCGCCGAGUUGAGAAACACUGGAGGUUGAUUGGAUGGGGUCAGAUCCGUCGUGGAGUUACCAUCGCAGCCGAGAAAAAGUGAAAAAGAAAAAGCGAAAUCCCCACCAACUCGCCAGCAACUUUAUUUUUUUCAAUUAUUAUUUGAAGGAAUAAUGGGAUAUUUGACCACUGAGGAUCCGUGUUUAAUACACGUCCCGAAAAAUUUGA
Messenger RNA from Daphnia carinata, 1609 nucleotides. RefSeq names its product eukaryotic translation initiation factor 2 subunit 3-like (gene eIF2gamma). The transcript is spliced from 9 exons. NCBI's taxonomy places the organism in Eukaryota, Metazoa, Arthropoda, Branchiopoda, Diplostraca, Daphniidae. Gene Ontology annotation, cellular component: eukaryotic translation initiation factor 2 complex; cytosol. The record is from RefSeq and is a predicted model, not a curated record. Gene Ontology annotation, biological process: positive regulation of translational fidelity; formation of translation preinitiation complex. Gene Ontology annotation, molecular function: GTP binding; tRNA binding; GTPase activity. Bases 78 to 1484 code for a protein of 468 amino acids.